Molecule: messenger RNA, 3306 nt
Organism: Tripterygium wilfordii
Lineage: Eukaryota; Viridiplantae; Streptophyta; Magnoliopsida; Celastrales; Celastraceae
Product: aminodeoxychorismate synthase, chloroplastic
Exons: 14
Coding region: 280-3060 (926 amino acids)
Biological process (GO): L-tryptophan biosynthetic process; folic acid-containing compound biosynthetic process
Source: RefSeq, a predicted model, not a curated record
CCUUCGUCGGUACAAAGAAUCUGGACUGUCCAUUAUGGUAUCAUGAGGUGUAGGUCCCACCUUCCAUUUAGAUUGCUUAGUCACCUGUUUUCUUUGUCUGGCCGCGUUAGGCUCCUUUCAACCGCCACACCAAUCCGAACCUCACGUUCCUGUAUCUUCGUUUUCUCGAGGAACGCUGCAGCUCGCCAUAACAAUCGCGGGGGUCCUAGUUCAAUGCUUUAAGAAGGUAUUUGUCAAGGGAAAGUAUUGUCGGCUGUCUUUUCAAGGUUCUUUCUUGAGAUGGCAACAACGAGUAACACCUUAUGCUCGUCUUGUCCGGAUCUUUCUUAUACUUGUGUUAAUGGCUUACGGUGUGCAAAUGUUAAACUACUAAUGCCUAAAUCUGUUGUGAGGACUGGCUCUUCAACUAAAAAGGAAUAUGUUCAAGCAUUUUAUCACAAUGCUAGAAGAGUGAUAAUGUCUAGCCAUCUAAUGCCGGGACACUUUGAAGGGACCAUUAUACGAAAGAAAAAGCUCAAGGAACCUAACCUGAAGGUGGAUCUGGUGAGGACUCUAUUGAUUGAUAACUAUGAUAGCUACACCUACAAUAUCUACCAAGAGUUGGCUGUCAUUAAUGGGCUGCCUCCUGUAGUGGUAAGGAAUGAUGAGUGGACGUGGAAGGAUAUCUGCCAUUACUUAUAUGAUGAAGAUGCAUUUGAUAAUAUAGUUAUAUCACCUGGACCUGGUUCUCCAACGUGCCCAACUGACAUAGGCAUAUGUCUUCGUUUGCUGCAUGAGUGCUCUGAUAUCCCUAUUUUGGGCGUUUGCCUUGGUCACCAGGCUUUAGGUUAUGUACAUGGUGCUCAAAUUAUCCAUGCGCCUCAGCCUGUACAUGGACGCUUAAGUGAAAUUGAGCAUAAUGGUUCCAGACUAUUUCAUGGCAUUCCUUCAGGCAGAAAUUCAGGAUUCAAGGUAGUCCGGUAUCAUUCACUUGUUAUAGAUGCUGAUUCUCUCCCAAGGGAUAUCACACCUAUAGCAUGGACCUCUUCCUCUGAUGCACUUUCUUUUCUAGCAACCCAGAAAUCCGAUAUUAUCCCUGAUGAUUAUGAAAGUCAAUUUGGGGAAAAAUCUCACUUGGACUCUACCUUAACAAAAUUAGAAAAGGAAAAUUGCUGGCCUUCCUGCCAUUCUGAAGGAAUGCAAAGUAAAAGAGUUCUCAUGGGCGUCAAACAUUCUACAAGGCCUCAUUAUGGGGUGCAGUUUCAUCCAGAGAGUGUUGCAACCUCCUAUGGGAGACAGAUACUUAAAAAUUUUAAGGAGGUGACUGCAGAUUAUUGGUCGAGAUGGAGAUCAUCACUCUUUAGCAAGAGAGAUGCUUAUCAUGCAGCACAUAUGCAGGUGCCCCAUGUGAAACGAUUAUCCAUGGAAGAUCAAAUAUCUGGGAAAUUAAUGAGGAGUGCUGAUGGUACGCUUUGUAGAGAUACUCGCAGUGGGCAAUUAGUCUGUAACAAAAAUGAGAAGAGUAGUUUUGCGUUGUUCAAUAUGCCUACAAUACCCUGUUCUAGCACGAGUGUUAAAUUUCUAAAGUUGAAGUGGAGGAAAUUUGAUCAAUUGGCUAGUAAAGUGGGUGGAGCGAGAAAUAUAUUUUCUGAACUCUAUGGAGAUGACAAGGCUGAAAAUAGCUUUUGGCUGGACAGUUCAUCAAUCGAAAAGGGGAGAGCACGCUUUUCAUUUAUGGGCGGCAAAGGCGGAUCACUUUGGAAGCAAGUGACAUUUACAUUGUCGGAUCAAAGUGAUAUGACUUCUAAAUGUGGCGGGCAUCUGUUAAUCAAGGAUGCUCAAGGCUCUUCGAGUAUAAUAUAUUUAGAAGAAGGUUUUCUUGAUUUUUUGGACAAGGAGCUGCUCUCAUUCCGUUAUGAAGAAAAAGAUUAUGAAGGACUACCAUUUGACUUUUACGGUGGAUAUAUUGGUUACCUUGGAUAUAACCUUAAAGUUGAAUGCGGAACAGCACCGAACCGCCACAAGUCCACGACUCCAGAUGCUUGCUUUUUCUUUGCCGAUAAUCUUGUAGUUAUUGAUCAUUGCAGUGAUGAUGUGUAUAUAUUGUCCAUACACGAUGAAAGCACAACCAUGACGUCUUGGUUGGAUGACACAGAAAAGAAGCUUGUUGGCAUAAAAGCUUCCACAACAAGAAAAUCAGGAAAGCAGACAUCAGAGGCCGCGAGUUUUUCUCCAUCUGAAGCAGGCUUCCAAGCAGAGAAGAGCAGGGAGCAAUACAUAAAGGAUGUCAAGAAAUGUCUGAGAUACAUUAAUGAUGGAAAAAGUUAUGAACUGUGUCUUACAGCUCAAAUGAGAAAGACAAUCGGGGAGAUAGACUCCUUAGGACUUUACCUUCACCUUAGAGAGAAAAAUCCAGCACCAUAUGCUGCCUGGCUGAACUUCUCUUUGGAAAACCUGUGCAUUUGUUGCUCUUCUCCUGAAAGGUUUUUGCGAUUGGAUAGAAAUGGUGUACUAGAAGCGAAGCCCAUCAAGGGUACCAUAGCUCGUGGGUUAACACAGGAGAAAGACGAACAACUCAAACUGCAUCUGCAGCAAAGUGAAAAGGAUCAGGCUGAGAAUCUAAUGAUUGUUGAUCUACUAAGGAAUGACCUUGGUCGUGUCUGUGAGCCUGGCACUGUGCAUGUGCCCCAUCUUAUGGAUGUGGAGUCAUAUGCAACUGUUCAUACCAUGGUGAGUACAAUUCGAGGGAAGAAGCAACCAAGUAUGAGUGCUGUUGAUUGUGUCAGAGCCGCUUUCCCUGGCGGUUCAAUGACUGGUGCCCCAAAGUUGAGAUCAGUGGAAAUUCUCGAUUCCCUCGAAACGUGCUCUCGAGGUAUAUAUUCAGGCUCCAUCGGCUUUUUCUCAUACAACCAGACAUUUGAUCUAAACAUUGUUAUAAGAACAGUAGUUAUACACGAGGGUGAAGCUUCGAUAGGAGCAGGUGGAGCAAUCGUAGCUCUAUCAAAUCCUGAAGAAGAGUAUGAAGAAAUGAUCUUAAAAACUCGAGCUCCAGCAAAGGCUGUUACUGAAUUUCUGCAGUAAUGAGAUAGCAGAAUGCUAACUUUUCACCUUUUACUGCUUAGAAGUUAGACAUAUUGCCGUAUGGAUUGCAUUCUAGGCUGCAGACAACUGCCGCAAUUUGUUGUAGCAUUAGUUUAUUUGGUGAUUCAUUUUUUUCCAGGCAAUAAAACACAAGAUUUGUUAAUUUACAUUUAAUGUAAUACUAUAUUAAGUUUGUAAUUGUAAUUUAAGAACAUCAUAAUCAUGUCAUUGCUACUUGUUAGUGGA